AUGAAGUAUUAUGUGAAUGUAACGGCGUACUACGUACUCUUGGGCAACAGUAGGUUCCACUAUAGCGAAAAACACGUGCUGUGGAAUCCAUCUACUCGGAGGGAGAUGUACAUCGAAUGCCCUUACGCGUAUAACGAAGCUUAUAAACUGAAUUACGGGAUUUGUUACGACCGGUUAACGGAUGAUUUCAAGGUUGUUUUGGUUAUCGACGAUCGUUACGCGAUUUAUUCGUGUAAGAACAAUUCUUGGUCGGAAAAGAAAUUAGGAAUCAAAUACUAUGGAUUUUUUACAGGAAUCUUCGUUGAUGGAGCUACCUAUUGGGUUUUAAGGGACGACAAACACACUAUUCAAAUAGUGUAUUUCGAUCCGAGAACUGACGAGCUCAAGGGUUUGCAGAAACCCGAACAACUGAAUAGUGAUUGUAAUAGUGGCCUUACUAUUAGUGUGGCAUGUUUGAGAGAGAACAUGUGUUUGUACAGCGUCAGCGGAGAAGGUGACGAUGAUAUGUUAAGAUUUCGAAUCUGGAGAAAGGAAAAGGGCAUCGGUGCCGGGGGAAACCCUAAUUGGGAGGAGUUGUUAACUUUCGAAAUUAGGAAGCCUCGGGAUUGGUGGCUAGGAGUGCUUUGUUUCGUCGAAAACAAGAUUUUAAUUCGGUUGGAUGAGAAAACAUUCGUCUACUAUAGCCCUACCGAGAAGACGUUUGAAGAAAUUGACGGGAACGAGGCUCAUAAUUUAUAUAGCACAUAUUGCAGUGAAUUAGUUCGAUAUCGGAAUAGUCUGUAUUUCCCUGUGCAGGCGGAGACUCGUUCGAUAUCUUGA
Erythranthe guttata (spotted monkey flower) is the source of this 819-nucleotide messenger RNA. Its product is annotated as putative F-box protein At3g51171. The record is from RefSeq and is a predicted model, not a curated record. Lineage: Eukaryota; Viridiplantae; Streptophyta; Magnoliopsida; Lamiales; Phrymaceae. Gene Ontology annotation, molecular function: protein binding.